GGAUCCCUAAACGACCAUACAAUACUAUCAUAUAAUAUGAGCACAAUGAAGGCCAGUUCACCAUACAUUGUGGGACAAUUGUGGAUUUGAAAUGACAUACCUAAUUAAUAUACACCACGAAAAACUGCCCGAAACUGAACGGCUGUGAUGGGCACAUUUAAGGCUUGUUAGCUCAUUUUCAUGGAGAAAUUUCACAUCCUGUGAUUGAAUUUACGAACACAAAGCAAUUAUUAACACAGUCGGGAAAUAUGAUGUAGGUGGCAAUGAUAGCCAUCGUUCUAGCGUACCGUUGACAGGAUAACAUACAAACGUCCUUGAGGUCCGUCCGUCAGUGGCCGCGGGCUGUGACCGAGAGCGCGGUGUCCUCGUGUAAUGUUUAGGCUGUGUCUGGUUGGGAAAUUGGGCAGUCAGUUGAACAUUUGGAUAUGUGUAUACUCUUACUUUAUUACGAAUUUGUGAUUUUAUCUGCAUUUGUGUACAUUGCACUUGAUAGUGUCGUGUUUUAAACAACGUAACCGGUGUGUGUGAGAGAGAGUGCGUGAGGACAACCACCUUUAACUUUGCCAUUAAUUAACUUCUCCUGGCUGCUACUGUUUAAGUGAUGUUGAAUGCUUCUUUUAAGGUCGGAUUAAGUGCUAGAUUCAGUCGGAUAUUUUAGGAAAGAAUGUAGGAUAAAGAGAUUUGCGGACUGAUCAUCGAUCUACGCUUCCCUAAGAUGUUGUAGAAAAUACGAGUAUUAUUUAGGAAUUAUAACACUGAAGCUGCAGAAUCCAUUAAACUAUGGAAAACGGGUCGGGAGCAAGUGUUGGGAAGCCGAAGGAAGAACCUGUGGUAACCUACAGACGCACUAUCGGGCUCUUUCGAAUAGUGGUGUGUGUCCUUGCAGUUCUAGUUGUCGCUCUUUCAAUCGCGUUCGCUGUCGUUGUGACUCAACUGAAGGCAGAGAUCUCCGCCCUUCCAGGCGACUGUCCGGACACCGCCAACAUAGACCUGAACCCGCCAAAGGUGCUGCCGCCUUUCCAUGAUCUCACCCAGGAGGAGAUUAGUCAAGUAAAAGAGUAUUUAUAUGACCAGACAGACUUAGGUUUAGUAAGACCAAAGAAUAUAUCCACAAGUCUUAGCUACAUAUUUUUGAUAGAUUUGCACGUCCCCAAUAAAGACCAAGUGAUAGGAUAUUUAGACCACGGGCAAGCCCAGCCUGUGCGAGAGGCGAGGGUGACGCUUUUCAUGGGUGACCGGCCGGAACCGUUUAUCCAGGAAUAUACCGUGGGGCCGUUACCGAACCCAUAUUAUAAAAAAGAUCAGACUACAUUCCCUUUCCGCAAUCGCCCGACCACGGCUCCGGAAUUAAAGGCAGCGGAAGAGAUGAUAACAGCUCAUGUUAAUAACCUCGUACCGCAUAUUUUAGAGGAAAGCUAUGAUGGAAAACUAGGCGAUUGUGGAAAAAAGUGUUUGGCUUUUAAAAUGAUUUCUACGUUAUCAACAGCCACAAGUAGUGAUCCAAGAACGCGUAAAUUAUGGUUUGGGCUGAACCCAGUUAUAGAGUUUGAAAGUCUUCAUUCGUUAGACUUUGCCGUUUUGAUAGAUGUGACUAGCAGUAAUAUAGAAGACUACAAAAUUGAUAAAAUAUACUACGCUGGAGAUAAAUUUAACUCCCUUGAAGAUCUGAAAAAUUCGUACGAAUAUGGUUCUGUUUUGAAAACCAGAAUACCAUAUCCGGAAGACAGUAGGGUGCUGUAUUCCACCGCACACAGACGUGGCCCGCGCUUUCCGGAGCAGCCGCAGCUACCGCCCCGAGCAUACGAGCCCGACGGUAAGCGGUACUCGAUCCAGGGCCGCCAUCUUGGUUACAUGGGCUGGCAGUUUGACCUCCGCAUGUCAUCGGCAUUCGGACCGCAGUUAUUCGACAUACGAUAUCAAGGUGACCGGAUUGUGUAUGAAUUGAGCUUGCAGGACAUUGCCGUAUUUUAUUCAGCAAACAAUCCUACAAUCCGAUUUGCAGAUUAUGUAGACAGUGUUUCUAUGAUAGGUUCUAGUGUUCGGCCGUUGAUAGCAGACACAGACUGCCCUAUUCACUCGACGUUCAUUGGAAUGGACUAUUUUAGCGAAAGCACGGACGACCCCGUCCAUGUCGAUCGCGCCUUUUGUGUGUUCGAGCACAACACCGGCAUGCCCCUCCGCCGCCACCUGACUAGUUCAGGGAAGAAUAAAUUCUAUGAGGGCAUGAUGGAUAUUGUGCUGACGGUUAGGACGAUCACUACAAUAACCAAUUACGACUACAUAUUUGACUUCAUCUUUCACCAAAAUGGUGCUCUCGAGGUAAAAGCCGUUUCAACUGGUUAUAUCCUUACGUCAUUCAGAUUUCCUAUGGAGGAUGAGUACGGCUUCCGGUUGAAAAAUCACCUGACCGGAAACAUUCACCACCACAUGUUUCACUACAAGGUCGACAUGGACAUAAACGGACGCGAGAACAGGUUUGAAACCAUCGAGAUAGUUCCUCGAGAGGUAGACAACAGCCAGUGGUCCACGAAGCCGGAUGCCAGGUACGCACAGACGCGGAUGAUGCGGCGCCAGAGAAAGACGGAAGUGGAGGCGACCGUGGACUACGACUUCUCGGCACCCAAGUACUUGACGUUUUACAAUGACAAGCACAAAACGGAGACCGGGCUGCCGCGGGCUUACCGAAUCCUCGUGGACGGCAUGUCCAAGCAGAUGUUGACAGUGGGUCGCGGACAGGAGGCGUCGAUCCCAUGGGCGCGGCAUCAGCUGGCGGUGACGAAGUAUCACGAGACUGAGCGCCGAUCCAGCUCCAUCUUCGCCAACUUUGACGGAGAGAACCCCACCGUCAACUUCCAGGCGUACAUCGACAAUGAUGAAGUUCUCACUGACCAGGACCAAGUUGCAUGGGUCACCAUGGGCGUCCACCACAUUCCCCACACGGAGGAUCUCCCGGUUACGUCCACUGUCGGGCUAGACCUUCGCUUCCUGCUGCUGCCCAACAACUAUUUCCAGGAAGACCCAGCCAUGGGGUCCGGGGACGCCGUCAGGAUCGAGCCAAACAAUCAGAACCACGUGUCACAAGGCCUGCACAUCCAAACGUACGGCAAGAGCGAGAAUUCGAGGUGCUUUCCCAGGAAAUCAAAUUUUUAUUCCAUUAUUCAAGAAAGGCCAGGAAGUGUAUUUACUAGAACAUGAGGUGCAAAACGUGUUCAGUAUUAAUGUGUUGCCUUCAGGGAAUGUAUAUUGAAAGCGUAUGACUGAAAAGUGUAGCAGCAUUUUUUUGUUUCGAGCGGAAGAGCUUUCAAGACGGUUCAUCUUUAUUCAUCAUGUUGCACGUGUCACUUAAAGGUUAAAACCUAUUUGUAUAUGUUUAAGAAUUGAAGACUGCUGUAACUUAGUGAGUUCUUAUAAGAGAGUACUUAUAUAUAAGUAUCUGAUGUCGGAGAGGAAGAUGGGUGUAUGAUGCAACCCGAGUGCAGGAUAUUUAAUACCGGAGGGUUGGUAUACAUCUAUCCUCCAUGACGACCAAUUGGUAGAUGGUUUUUCUCUCACCCCGUUUCCAACGUUUCAACAGAAAAGAAAUAUUUUAAUAUAUAACAGCCAUGCCAGAGUAGAAUGUUUGAACGGUUCAAGAACACUAAUAUAACAAAUAAUGAGAGUGUCUUUGUUAUCAGUUCCAUCCCUAUUAAACGAAGGUGUGGGAGGGGCGGGCAUAUCAGUCGGAAAUAACAUUAUGAAACAAAAUAGAUACAGCGUAAAAUGACGGAUGUUGGAGACAACUUUGUGCAAAACCUUGUCCCCAACAUCUUAGUUUUUUAUCGUUUACCCGUUGGUGAAGAUACCUUCAUCUUUCAUGGUUGAAAUGACCGGAUAUCCAGGUCUGGGGUGGACGAUCUGUUGUCAAAACCCUAUUGUAUUAACUGUUACGUGACAAAAUGUGCAAGAUUGUAUGUCAUCCCAUUCUUAACUUCAUCAAUUGUAAUGUGUUUUAUAUGAUUGUCAUCGCCUUUAUUCUCCUAAUGCCAUGUCUGUAUGAAAAUAAAUCUAUGAGUCUAUGA
This is a messenger RNA of Mya arenaria, 4058 nucleotides long. RefSeq names its product putative amine oxidase [copper-containing]. Bases 781 to 3195 code for a protein of 804 amino acids. Gene Ontology annotation, biological process: amine metabolic process. The record is from RefSeq and is a predicted model, not a curated record. Gene Ontology annotation, cellular component: plasma membrane. The transcript is spliced from 4 exons. Gene Ontology annotation, molecular function: quinone binding; copper ion binding; primary methylamine oxidase activity. Lineage: Eukaryota; Metazoa; Mollusca; Bivalvia; Myida; Myidae.